AUGCCGCCUAGCACUCGAAAGAGAGGCAAGGCACAAGAAAAACCUGAAGAGGAAACGCCCGCGCCCGAGCCGCCGGCUCCAAGGGUGACCCGUGCCGGCAAGCGCCGAGAUUCGAGCGCCUCUACCACCUCAUCUACCGCACCACCAUCGAAGAAAAGGCAACUUGCCGAUGAAGCCCCGACCGACGUCGUGAAGCCGGAAGAGCCGGAGGCCACCAAAGACGAGCCAAUCACGCCGUGCUCCAGCGAGCCGGCCACCUCUGCCAAGCCUAGUCGACGCAAGAGCGCUAGGUUGCAGAAAGAAGAUAGCCCGAAGCCGCUCGUCGAAGUGUCAACGGUGAAGAAGCCGGGUCGCCCGCGUGGCCGCCCGCGCACUCGCCCCUCCGAGGGCACCCCUAUCCCUGCCGAGCGCAAGCCGAAAGUUGAACCCGGAUCGGACACGGCCCUCGUUGCCUACUCUGAUUCUCAGGAAUCGGCCGAUGAGCGCAAACCGGAGCGGGAAACCGACGAGAAUGCUGGCCCGUCCACAGAGAUGGAUAUUGAUUCAGUCGAAAAAGUCGACGAAACGCCUGACCAACGGGAGGCUGAUGGCCCGGAAGUGAUUGUGAAUGGGGGAAGAGCCGAAGAAGCUCAGCCCGAAUCGAAGGUCACCCCGAAAGAGGAGCCGCUCGAAUCGAUCGAAGAGCCUCCGCUUGAACCUGCCCAACAAACGGUGCUCGCCGCCGUGCACGAGCCCAAAGAAGAGCCCGCGGAGCUGGUGGAACUUCCAGAGGAAGGAGCGCGUCAAGAAGAGCCACCAUUGCCGGACGUUGGCCAAUCGUCGUCAGUCGGCUCGCCGGCGGACAGUGACGACACGAACAACGAGGACAUCAUCCCCAGCGAGACCAGCCCGUCCGACAUGGACCUGACGGACGCGGCUCCGGAUUCCGUGCCGACCGUGGUCGGCGAUUCGGCGAAUGAUGUCAAGCCUUCGGGUUGCAUGCUCGAGAUGACGUUGCCCACCGAGCAGCCGGAGCAGAAUAACGACCAAAUGGAGCAGGAGCAACAUCACGUCGCGGAGGAGAAGGUCGAAAUCGACAAUGAAGCUUCACCGGAAAUCGGCUCCGAGGGAAUUCCUUCCCAUGCCUGCUCCACUGAGCCGACCACUUCGGCGCCAGCUGAUGAAGCCGUUCGCGAGCCCAAGACCGAGCAGUUCGAGGGCACCGAACGGCCCCUAGAUCGCCCGCCGAGCCCGAACUUCAAUAUGGACGACGUCUUUGAGAACGAUGAGAUGGAGAUAUCGGACGGCGAGGGCGAAGAUUUCGAAAUGAGAGAAGAAAAGGCACAAGUUGCUUCGGCACACAACAGCGCCGAGUUUUACGCCACGCAAUUCUUGCAGAUUGCUACGACUGCUCCUCCACCCCCGCCGCCACCUCCCGAGCCCCAGCAAAGCAAGAUGCCCGAGUUUCAGCUGCUGCACCGCAACGACUAUCGGAUCGAUUGCAAAGAUAGAAGCCUCUGCGAUUACUGCACAUGCCGAGAGGGGAACUGCACGCGUCAGUGUAUCAACUGGAAUUCAUUGAUCCAAUGCCCGGACGGAUGCCAAAAUCCUGGAUGCACCAACAACUUCUUUAGAAGGCGCCGAUUCGCCGCCGUGCAGCCGUUCGACGCUGGCGCGAAAGGGUGGGGCGUUCGCGCCGAGGAGACGAUCAAUCCCGGCCAGUUCAUCAUGGAGUACGUGGGAGACGUCAUCGGUGCUGAGACGGUUGAUCGCCGGCUGAGGAAUUACGAAAAGGAGGGAAUCAAGCACCACUACGUCUUCGCUGCUGGCAACGGCGUUUUUAUCGACUCGACGAAAAGGGGCAACAUGAUGCGCUUCGUCAACCACUCGUGCAAUCCGAACGCCGUCGCUAGAGAUUGGUUCUCGGAUGAUAAGCCGGUGAUCGGCUUCUUUGCGACCCGAACGAUCCUGCCCGGCGAAGAAAUUACGUUCAACUACCGCUUCUCCAACAACGGCGAGCCGCAAAAGUGCUAUUGCGGCGCCGACAACUGCCAGGGCAUCAUCGGCAGCACGAGGACCAACAAGAGCCGACAGGCCGCGGGCCAGGACGCGCCCAAUUUCGACGAGGGCAACAGCAGCGACGAAGAGGUGGAUGAUGAUGAGCAUGUGGACGCACGUCGCGCUGAACGCCGUCUCUACCAGAACCAACUGCUCGACCAGCUGAGCACGUCGCGCGUCGCCAGCGAGAUGAUCGACGAUCUCGUCAGUCUGCUGAACAAUCGCAGCGACCCGUGCGAGCUGCGCGUUCGGUCGCGCGUCAUCGAGAUCCUCAAGGAGCAUCAUGGCCUCGGGAACAUCGCCUUCGUCCGCGGCCUCGUCGACGCGGGCGGGCUGCUGAAAUUCGGACAUUGGCUGCGCCGGCGCUACACCAGCAACACUAUCGGCCACCACGUCACCCUGGUCGAGCGCAUCGAGCUGACCACGCAAAUCCUCGAAUUUUUCAACCUGUGCCCGCUGUCCAACUUCCAUACCCAGGUGGCCCCCACCACGCUUGAAGCAACCGUGCACGCCAUCGAGGCUGAGCGCCUCGACGAGAUUCCCGGCGCCGAGGAGUAUGCCGUUGGUGACACACUCGAGAAGAUUUUCGGCGAGCUCUGCCCAGAUGAGGCCCACGUCGAUCGAACGUUGCCCGUGUUACACGAAAAGAUGAUCAUCCAGGCCCAAAAAGUCUCGCGGAAAUGGGCGUUCUACGGCAAGAAAUUCGUGAAAAAGGCGAGGGUCGAGCGCUCGCCAUCGCCCGCGCGGGAGCCCGAAGGAGUCCGGCUGCGCUCCGGUCGUACGGUUGUGGGUGAAGAGGAGCGUCCCGUCCGCGCUCAGCUGCCCUACUCCCGAUAUCAACAACCACCGUCACUCGAGUUCGGCAAGAGCGCGGAGGCGACGCAUUUCGGCCGGCGCAACAUUCACCACCACGCGCGCGACUGGCGCCAGGAUGGCCUCGGAUCGGCAACUACCCCGGGACUUUGCAAGAAUCCACAACUCGAGAAGCCGAGCCCACAGAAUGGCGUCAACUGGACCCAACCGCAGUCGGAUGCCGAACGGCUUCUACAAACGCGCGAAUGCUCCUUCAAAAUAGCCCGCCAAAUGAUCCAGCGCUACGUGCAAUGCUCCAUUGAGCUCGGGCUCUCGAAUGAAGACGCAUUCAACCAAGUCAUCUCCCGUCUGAGCAACGACUCGGACGCGCCACCGAAGCCGGUCAAAGAGCGUCCUCUUGAAGAACCCGCGAAGCGGCGCCCGUCCGAAACGCCGACCUUCGGAUCCCACGACGAACAGUCGAACUCCAGGCCCGAGUCCUCGGGAUCGGCACAAAUGGAGUUGCAAAGACCACCGAGCCGCUCGAAGCCGCUCGACCAGCGCUUGGUGGAGCUGAAGCUCCUUUCGGAGGCCUCGUUCUCCAAGACGGACACCCUGGCCGAGCCGCACAUCGUCGAGAAGCGCCCCUGCACCCCGCCCGAGCCCUGCCCACCCUCGGCCGUCGAGCCGGUGGUGUUCACGUGGAAGGAGAUCAACCUCGGCCAUCAGACCUACUACUUCAACAAGGAGACCUUGGAAACGUCCUGGGAGCCUCCGGUUCCCCGCGAUCAAAUCGACCCGGCCGACGAGCUUUCCAACCAAUUGGCAAAAGAACGACAUCAGGCCCACGAGGCCAAACUGGAAGCCGAAAAGCUGGCAGGUCCCAACGCCGAAGAGGAGAAGCCGGCAGCCGAAAAGCCGAUCGUCGAACUUGCCGCUGUCGUCGAGCCGAAGGAUGUGAAGAAGGAGCCGAAGGAAGAAGUCGAGAUCAAGCCGGAACCGCAUCUCCUCGUGCCCAGACAGAUCGUCGAUAAGAAGCGCCGUUCCUCACUUCCGAGUGACCGCUGCGACGUCACCUCGUCGUGCGCCACCAUCCAAGCAGAGGUCACCGAUGAGGCCAAGAAGAAGUUCCGCUCCAAGAUCAAUGAUGUGGUCCAAAGCUACCUGAAGCAAUUCCGGCACAAGCUCAGCCGCGACAAAAUGCACGAAUAUUCCCGCGACGCUAACAAGGGCUUCCUGAAGCGCCACCUUUUCAAAUAUCCCGGUGACUAUCACUGGAAACAGCAUGUGCACGAGGCUGCCAAGGAGUUCACGAAGCACUACAUCGACCGGCAUGUUACCCCGUACCUCGAGCUCGACGCGAUCUCCUCAACGACCUGCCUGCCCGCCAGCGGCUCUUCU
This is a messenger RNA of Mesorhabditis spiculigera, 4230 nucleotides long. The record is from the annotation of a GenBank genome assembly. Lineage: Eukaryota; Metazoa; Nematoda; Chromadorea; Rhabditida; Rhabditidae.